This is a messenger RNA of Racocetra persica, 137 nucleotides long. Lineage: Eukaryota; Fungi; Glomeromycota; Glomeromycetes; Diversisporales; Gigasporaceae. The record is from the annotation of a GenBank genome assembly.
CGAAUAAAGAAAAAGACCAAUACACAUUUCUAGAAGAAAUAAUUGAAAUAGAUAAACAACAAGUAACUGUUUACGAAAAACCACCUAGAAAAGAACAACCAUAUAUCAUAGGCAAAGGAGACUAUAUACUAAACUGA